GCGCACGCGUCCCCAGGGCGGCCUGCUGUGACCCUGUGAGGUUGCCGUCGUGUAGUGCGCAGGUACGACGUCGCGUAUGCGCAGACGCUCGGCGCAGAGGCCUGCCGGAAGCCAAGAUGGCGCGUAAGAGGUCUCCGUUCCGCGUUUGGCGCCUUGUCAGGCUCUGAGCCGGUGCUUUGGGCAGGGCUGUGGCUCACGCCCUCGGCGCGGCGAUGGCCCGGCAUCGAAAUGUCCGAGGCUAUAACUACGAUGAAGAUUUUGAAGAUGAUGAUUUCUAUGGCCAAUCUGUGGAGGAUGAUUAUUGUAUUUCACCAUCAACAGCUGCUCAGUUUAUUUACUCACGGCGUGACAACGCUACAGAAGAUGAUUACGAAGAUCUGAAAGAGUCUUCUAAUUCUCCCUUGAAUCACCAGUUAAGUGAAAUUGAUCAAGCUCGUCUUUAUUCCUGCCUUGAUCACAUGAGAGAGGUGCUGGGAGAUGCUAUGCCAGAUGAAAUCCUGAUUGAAGCCAUUCUCAAGAACAAGUUUGAUGUGCAGAAGGCUUUGUCAGCGGUUCUGGAGCAAGGCAAUGUGCAGAAUGUGCAGGGCAGGAGUGAAAGAGCAGUGUCUGCUGGAAAGGCAGCAAAAGGAGUCUUAUUUUCUUCUUUUGAAGUUUCAGCUGAUAAUGUUCAAAGUUCUUAUUCUCAAUCGGAAAAUCAUUUGAAUUGCAGUAGCAAGUCCUUUGAUUUUUCUAGCUCGAUAGCAAAAUAUGGAUCACAUAAUUCUUCAGUUGUGCCAAGUCAGUAUUUACUCCAUAGGAAAAAGAAACUUGACAGGCCUAAAAGUGAAAAGGAACUAGAAUCAUGUAAGUUAACAAAAGAGCUGUCCCUAGCUGACCUGAUUCACAGUAUGCCAAGAGAUUCUUGUGCAAGUCAGCCCUCAGCCGGACUGCCAGCCACAGACAGUCUAGGAAGCCUGUGUUCAAAGAGUCUAGAUGCUGAUGUGUUAAGACCUCCUGCAUCUGGAUGUGCUUCCAAAGAUGAUGUUGCUUUCAAAGGAAUUCCAGAUUUAAAGUUCUUAAUGAGAGAAAGUGUAAAGUCUAAUGAUUCUUUGGUUAUUCACAGCAGCUCACUAUCUGAUUUCCAAAACAUUCCAGUGCAAAACUGCUUGGACAGUUUAAAUAAUCCUUUACAGCUACCUAGGUCGUUGGAAGAUAAUUUAAAUCCUAUAAACACUGAAGUUGGAAAUACUUCUUUAGGUGGACAGAGUGCCAAGAAUAACAUUUUAAAACCCAAUAGUUUGUCCUUUUCCCAGUGUGGAAGUCUGUCCCUAGCUGAGCUGUUUCAGAAACACAGAGAAGACAGUCCAAGCCAGUCCUUUGCUUUAUCUGAUCUGUGUAACCAGUCAUCAGCCAGUGUGGGAUCCUUUCCCCUGUCACAACUAGCAAACUGCUGUCAGUCUUCUAGUGGAAUAUCAGAGUUAACAGGAUCUCUGUCAUCUUUGGCAUUUUGUAAAGCUUCUCCCACAAGAGACCUGGAGAAUUUGUCACUUUCUGAUUUGAUUGCAGGAACUAUUGAACUAGACAACUCUCAGAUUAAGAAAGAUUCCUUUGAGCUCACUUUAUCUGAAAUGAGGAAUCCUGGAAUAGAUUCAAAUAUUGAUCUUAGUGUCCUGAUAAAAACUCCAAAUUUUGUUCCAAAGCCAGUAGUUGACCCAUCAGUUGCUCCAACACCAGAAACUAAAAUUUCUUGUUCAAAAUUAGGGAAAAAUUCCAGUUCUGCUAAGGAUAGUAAGAAAAACAAAAAAGACUCUCUUACUAAGAAACUGCCUUUUUCUCUGGCUUGGACCAAGGCCCUUGCUGCUAGACCUUCAGCAUUUGCUUCAACACUGUGUCUUCGUUACCCACUGAAAAGCUGCAAGAGGCGCACCCUUGACCUCUACAAGACUUUCCUUUAUAGUAGACAAGUUCAAGAUAUAUCUGACAAAGAAUUAAGUCCUCUUGUAGCAAUAACACCAUUUGACUUCAAAUCAGCAUCUCCUGAUGACAUUGUAAAAGCUCAUCAAAAGAAAGCAUUUACUAGAGAGUAGUGACAAAAGGAAAACUUGGUUCCUGUUGUAAGCUUUUUAUUUUAAUGUAAAGUCUUUGUAGGAUCACUAUUAGGGGAUUCAAAUUGUGAUUUUUAUUAAAAUUAUCUUGUCGUUUAUAAUUUAAGUUGAUAAUGUAUUUUUGCACUGAGAAUUUUUUUAGAUGAUAUCUUGUAGUAAUGACUGGCUUAAUCUGAGUUGAUAGCUCAUAUGAGUGUAUGUUUACAAAGUGCAUAUGAUAACUUGGUAUUGCAAAAUUGAGCCUCAGAUCUUUUCAUUUGCCAUUCAGCUUUCUAAGUUUUUGCAAUGAGAUGUUCUAUAAAAUAUUUUUGUGCUUUUUUUUUUCUUAAAUGAAAAAAAUGCAGCUACUUGGGAUUAUCACAGUUUGAAGAUUAUUUUUAGGAUAAUAGAGAUAUAUAACAUUGCUAAGAUACACUUAUAUUUUAAAAGACUACUGGUAUCAUUCUUAGUUUAUUAUUUUAUUUAGGUGAGUACUAAAUUUUUUCUAUUAGAAAACCUUAAAAUUCUUGAUUUUUGAGAGUACUAUGAAAUUUGAUUAAGCAACAUUUUUGAUUAUAAUAAAAUGAAAAUCUUUUAAGGGACCAUGUAAAUAUUGAAGGUGGAUUAAUACAUAAAUUAUUUUUAUAUAUUAUACAUUUUAUACAUUUCAAAGCCACAUUUGUCCAAAACAUAUUCUUUGAAAUAAACAUACAGAAAGUGUUUUGAAGUAUGGUUGCAUGUUGUUUAAAUAGCUGUACCAGAGCUCUGUCAUGGUUUCUUUUAGGUAAGUAACAAGCUGUGGAGCCUUCCUCUUUGCUCAUGAUGACUGUGUGCCCACUGGUCACAAAGUUUUAGCAGUAGCAGAUCACACGCGAGCUCUGGUAGUUAGUGGGAUAAGCAUGUUUUCAUCUAUAAUCUGUAGCAGUGCUCCUCAGGCAGCAAUCAGUCACUGGGCGUAUAGUUUCAAAACACAGCCACUCUUGCUUCUUUUCUGACUUGCUGAGUUGAGUUUCUGAGGGAGGCCCUUGGAGAGAUGUUUUCCAGGUAAUGAUGGUGCCCACGUCUACUUGAGAAUGGGGAGUGGAAUUUUUAAUGCCCAAAAUAACCGACCAACUUAAUUUCUAAAAAUCAGGAAUACCAAGGAAAAUUGCUAGUCAGGAAUAAUGGCCUUUGGAUUAGAAUACUAAUGGAGUGUUAGUGUUUUGGUUUUUUUGUUUGUUUUUUGAGACAGGGUCUCCCUGUAGCCCCAGCUGUCUUGGAACUUGUUCUGUACACCAGGCUGGCCUUGAUCUCACAGAGAUCCAUCUGCCUCUGCCUCUCAAGUGCUGGGACUAAAGGUAUGUGCCACCACACCAGGCUAGUGUUAGUGUUCUUUUGCAUAAAAUAAUACAGUAAUAAAUAAAAUGUUAUUUCUUAGUGAAAAUGAAGCAGCUGCCCUUUUUUCUAGUAAAAUUCUUUCCUCUGGCAGCUUCUUUAUUAUGGCAUUGACACUUUCUUUAUGUUGUUUGUUUUUAGAUUAACAUUCCAGUGUUCUUAGCUAGCCGUAGUAUUCUCGUAUACAGUACUUCUGUAGGAAAAGUUUAGAUUGCUCUUGACCAAAUGUUUCUUGCUUUUCUCCCUAUGCUGGGAUUGAACUCAGGACCUUUUGCAUGCUAGGAAAGAACUUUUUCCACUUAGCUGCAGGGCCAGCCCUCCAUUUUGAUUUUAAUUGACUAUUUCGUUGCUCAUAAUAUUUAAGGAUUUUAAAAAUCACAAGCUGUGUUUUAUGAUCAAUAUUAAAAUUUGAAUUACUCCUAACUUCUGCAUUUGGUUUUCUAGACUUUCACCUCAGUUAGUUUAGUAGCUGAGCUAUUUGUAUGACUUAACAACUAUAUACUGUAUAGCAGUGUUCAGUUUAGGAUUGAAUUUAUUCUAAGAAUUUGUAAUUGAUAGUUACUUCUGCUAGGUUAAGCCCUGUACAAAUGGUCUACUUUACACAUAAAGCCACAUAUUUUUACUUAACCCACACUACAGAUGACUUGACCUUCUUUUAUAACAAAUGAAUUUUUGAGUCAAGAAACAGUACUUUUAAUGCACGCUUGGUAGGUUAACUGUGUGCCCCUGGUUAGGAUUGAAACGACUCAGGAGAUUGUUCUUGUGCGGAAAAAUGUUCAUUAUAUGUAAUACAUAUGUACUUUUACUUUUUAAAAGAAAAGUUCUAGCCUCCCUCCUUUUCUUAUCUUGGCUACUGCCUGUCAGGCACAUACUUGACAAGCACUAUUCAGAGGUGGAAUCAAGAAGCCUCCCCUGCUUUCUACCGUUGACCAUUGGCCUUUGGUAAAAGACGAGUGCUGCUUCCUUUGGAUGACUGUUUGUACCAAAUGGGCAUUCUGCACCAUGUGCUGGUCAUUAACUGGCUGCUGUCUUGGUAGCUCAGGGAUGUUGAAUGAGUAGAGUUUAUUGUCUAGCUCAGAUACCAGUUUUUGAGAUGCAAAGCCAUUUCUGUUUGCAUUAUGAUCAAAUGGAAUCAUAAUGGAAAUGGGAUUACAUUGUAAAUGUUAUAAAAGACACUCAAAGUGAUAAUUUAUGCUCUUUCUUCGAUCUUUAAGGGAUCCUAUGUUCAUGGAUGUUUUAUCCUUCUGUAUUCUAAAGGGUUAGAGUUAGUUGCACAGAACUAGAGAUUCAUUCUGUACAGAACAUUGAACUGUUUGAUAUUUGCCUCCGUUCUCACAUGCAUUGUCACCUAUUUUCCUCCCUUUAGCUUUGAAUCCUUUCUUGAACUUUUACCCUUUCUUUCUCAAAGCAGUAGUAACUUUUCUCAGUGUAUUAUAUUUAAUUUUUAGUAUAUUUUUAGUUGUGUGAUUAGUGGAUAAUCAUACAACUAAUUUACACACCUAGGAUAAAACUAGUAAGAUGCUUUUCUUUACAUAUAAAAGGAAGCACUUAAUCAGUGAAGUGUGAAUUCUUAAAUGGCAAUUUUCUUUUAUAUUGACCUCAAAUCUGUAUUUGGAUCAUUAUAUUGGAAAAGAACAGUGUCAGUAAGCUUUUUGUUUUAUGGUCAUAAAAGUUUAUUUGAUGAUAAAAUGAGUUUUGUGAUAGCUUAUAAAUUGUGUUGUUAUAUUUAUAAAUGGGGUGUGUAUAAGCAAAGAUAAUGUUUGCUAGAAAGAAGGAUCUAAAGAAAUGUUUAUAGUAGUUUUUUAGCUGUGUACAUAUAGUUGUAUAAGACUGUAAUUGUGUAAUUGAUUUUUAGGCCAUGAAAACUUGUCACAUUUUGAGUGUAAUACGCAUUUUUUUAAAAAGCUGCAUUGAAAGAAAUUAUAAUUCUGAAGUUUCUGAAGUGUGAAAACAUAAUUUAUCCAUUGGAAGUUUCUAUAUAAACUUGAUAUGGCAGAAUGGAAUUUUGGUAAUUUAUGCAGAAAGUGCUGUUUCAUGUUUCUAUAAACAAAUUGAAAAAUA
Messenger RNA from Nannospalax galili (Upper Galilee mountains blind mole rat), 5498 nucleotides. RefSeq names its product HBS1 like translational GTPase (gene Hbs1l). The coding region runs from base 213 to 2066 and encodes 617 amino acids. Gene Ontology annotation, molecular function: GTPase activity; GTP binding. Gene Ontology annotation, biological process: translation. Lineage: Eukaryota; Metazoa; Chordata; Mammalia; Rodentia; Spalacidae. The transcript is spliced from 5 exons. The record is from RefSeq and is a predicted model, not a curated record.